Messenger RNA from Actinia tenebrosa (Australian red waratah sea anemone), 963 nucleotides. Its product is annotated as small ribosomal subunit protein uS2. Gene Ontology annotation, cellular component: ribosome; small ribosomal subunit. Gene Ontology annotation, molecular function: structural constituent of ribosome. Lineage: Eukaryota; Metazoa; Cnidaria; Anthozoa; Actiniaria; Actiniidae. Gene Ontology annotation, biological process: translation. The record is from RefSeq and is a predicted model, not a curated record.
GUGUUCAGCUUCUUCGUUCUCUUUCCUUUUGACCUUCGUGUCGUUGGCGAGUUGUCCACCGUAACUUAAUAAAGGUAUAACAAAGCACAAUGUCUGGAGGUCUAGAAGUUUUGCAGUUGAAGGAAGAAGAUGUGGUGAAGUUCCUUACUGCUGGUGUCCAUCUGGGAGCCAAUAAUGCCAACUUCCAAAUGGAACAUUAUGUUUACAAAAGAAAACCAGAUGGUGUUCACAUCAUCAACAUAAGAAAAACCUAUGAAAAGCUUCUCUUGGCCGCACGUAUCAUUGUCUCUAUUGAGAACCCUGCUGAUGUCUGUGUCAUCUCUGCCAGGCCCUAUGGUCAGCGUGCUAUUCUCAAGUAUGCCUCCCAUACUGGUGCUACCCCUAUUGCAGGCCGUUUCACCCCUGGUACAUUCACUAACCAGAUCCAAGCUGCAUUCAGAGAGCCUCGUCUUCUGAUUGUCUGUGAUCCCAGAAUUGACCAUCAGUCUGUCACUGAAGCCUCAUACGUCAACAUCCCCGUCAUUGCUUUCUGCAACACCGAUUCUCCUCUCAGCCAUGUUGAUGUCGCAAUCCCAUGCAACAACAAGGGUGUGCAUUCCAUUGGAUUGAUGUUCUGGCUUUUGGCUCGUGAAGUGUUGCGCAUGCGUGGAAGCAUCACUUGCCAGAUUCCAUGGGAGGUUAUGCCUGAUCUGUACUUCUACAGAGAUCCAGAAGAGUGGGGAGCAGAGACUGUCCCUGGUGGCGUUCCAGCACAGCCCACCACCUUCACUGCCCCAACCAAGGACUGGGAUAAGGUAGCUCCAUCAUCAGAUUGGGGUGCUGAAGAACUGCAGACACAUGGUGAUUGGGGUACCUCUGUCACUAUGCAGGAACAGCCUACCAAGCCCUCUACUGACUGGGCUUAACGUGACCACACAGAAGCUGUAUUCUUGAGUCAAUGAAAUAAAAAGCUUGUCUCGUUGA